UCGACCUCCUUCACGCAGCAUCUCUGCUCUCCAUCCUCCGUCUCCACCCUCCUCCUCCUCCUCCUCCUCCUCCGCUGCCGCCGCCUCAGCCUCAGCGCCGCUUCCUCUGCAGGUGGAUGGAGGCUGGAAGCCCCGGAGACACGAGCCAUGCACGGGAACCGCUGCUGUCAGACUGCUGAGCACCUCCCUUCGCGCCGGGGACCACAUCCUUAAAUGACCCGCGGCUGAGGAGGGGGUGUCUCCGGAUCCAGCGCCCGGAUCAUGGCAUGCUGCCCACACCGGGCAUCCAGCACUGACCAUGGGGCUCCGGUCCAGGACCGUCGCUAGCGGCUCGGAGGAGCAGAAGAAGACCUCCGGCGCUCCUCCCGGGGACUUAUUGGACCAAGGUACCGGGGGAGCGGACAAGGAUGGCGCCCUGCUGCUGGUGGCUUCGGGUCGGGAUGACUUCAAGCGGGGCUCUCAGGGCAUCGGCAUCGGGCUGCUCGCCAAGACCCCCCUGAACUACACCCGGCCGGCCAAGAGGAAUAACAUCCGCAAGAGGAGGAUCCAGAACCUGCUCUACGACGCGCUGGAGAGGCCGAGAGGAUGGGCGCUGCUCUACCACGCGUUCGUGUUUCUGAUCGUUCUGGGCUGUUUGAUUCUGGCCAUACUGACAACAUUCAAGGAGCACGAGAAGGUGUCUGCACACUGGCUGGUCAUACUGGAAACCUUCGCCAUCUUCAUCUUCGGAGCAGAGUUUGCACUGAGGGUCUGGGCUGCAGGAUGCUGCUGUCGCUACAAAGGAUGGAGGGGGAGGCUGAAGUUCGCUCGCAAACCUCUCUGUAUUCUAGACAUCUUUGUGCUGAUUGCCUCGGUGCCGGUGGUGGCGGUGCGUAACCAGGGUAAUGUGUUGGCCACGUCCCUGCGCAGCCUGCGCUUCCUGCAGAUCCUGCGGAUGCUGCGCAUGGACCGGAGAGGAGGAACCUGGAAGCUGCUGGGGUCCGCCAUCUACGCUCACAGUAAGGAGCUGAUCACAGCCUGGUACAUUGGCUUCCUGUCUCUGAUCCUGGCGUCUUUCCUGGUCUACCUGGUGGAGAAGGACGACGUCUCCAUGGACGUGUCCAACCAUGAAAACCCCACUGCUCAGCCCAAACCGCAGGACUUCGACACCUACGCCGACGCACUGUGGUGGGGGCUGAUCACACUGACCACCAUCGGCUACGGGGACAAAACCCCAAAGACGUGGGCUGGGAGACUGUUAGCCGGCACUUUCGCUCUGAUCGGAGUGUCCUUCUUCGCUUUGCCUGCAGGGAUCCUGGGCUCAGGCUUGGCUCUGAAGGUCCAGGAGCAGCACAGACAGAAGCACUUUGAGAAGCGUAGACAUCCAGCCGCGGGGCUCAUCCAGUCUGCUUGGCGAUAUUAUUCCACCAAUCCAAUCAGGGAAGACCUUAUUGCCACGUGGAGAUUCUAUGAAACUGUCAUCUCUCUUCCCUGUUUCAGGAAGGAUCACUUGGAGGCCAUGGCGAGCCAAAAACUGAGUUUACUCGAGCGUGUUCGCCUUCCCAAUGCACGGCCAUCAGUUGGGACAGUCAAGAGGCUCACAGGUAACGCCGACUCCAUCGAGGAAAGUCCCUCCAAGGAGCCAAAACCUGCCGGCUUCAGUAACCGGGAACGCUUCCGCACCGCCUUCCGCAUGAAGGCCUACACACUCCGCCAGAGCUCUGAAGAUGCCGGAGCCCUGGCAGAACCAGCCUUAGAGGAGCGGGGCUUCCCUGCAGACAUCCUCAUGGAGGAGAUGAUCCCCACACUUAAACUGGUCAUCAGGGCAGUCAGGAUCAUGCAAUUCCUCUUGAACAAGAAGCGGUUUAAGGAAACUCUGAGGCCUUACGAUGUCAAAGAUGUGAUCGAGCAGUACUCUGCUGGACACCUGGACAUGCUCUGUAGAAUAAAAUACCUCCAGACAAGGAUCGACAUGAUUCUUGCCCCUGGACCCCCCCUCACCCCUAAACAAAAGAAAACUCAGAAAACACCCUUUACCUAUCCGCCCAAUCAGUCACCCAGGCAUGAGUCCUACAUAGCCAAAGCCGCCACCAUGCCAGAUGCGGAAGACCAAAGCAUGAUGGGUAGAUUUGUGAGGGUGGAGAGACAGGUGGAGGACAUGGAGAAGAAGCUAGACUUCCUGGUGGACAUGCACAUCCAGCACACUGAGCAUCUGCAGGUAGACUCUGCCGGCGCUGCCCACAUGACCCUGGAGGCCUGCGACCCUACGGGGAACGGUGAGAUCCGGCGGGUUUUCUUCAACUACGCUGAGGCGUUCCCGCACAUGUCGUACCAGAUGCCUGUAAGCAAAGUGAAUCUGUAUUAUGGCAGAGGAAGAGGAGGUGGAGAGGGGUUGGCUGGUGGAAGUCGCGUACCUCCAGACCAUCAACCCCCAGCGUCACACCUCCACCAACGCCACCCUCCAACUGCCAUUCCCACCUACACCGAGCGUCCCACAGUGUUGCCCAUCAGCUCCCUGCAGGACUUGUCAACAGGGCCGGGCAGGACCACAGGGGGGCGGGGGGGCGACUCGCCGCUUUCCCUACUAUCGGUGAACCACGAGGAGCUGGAGCGCUCGCCGAGCGGGUUCAGCAUCUCUGGGGAGCGGGAGGAAGGGGGGGAAUUUUCAAUGGGGGCCGGGGUGGCAGCCGGGGACGCCAGCUGGACGAGACCCAGACCGAGCUACCUGGCAGAGGGGGAGACAGACACGGACACAGACCCCUUUACACCCAGCGGGGGGCCCCUGCCACUCUCCUCCACGGGGGAGGGAUUUGGUGAUGCUGUGUGGAAUACGCCGCCUUGAGAGGUGUUCAUGUGACCACACAGAAAUCCACAACUCUGAGUUAAGACUUUAAAUCCAACCCACGCCUCUAAACCCAAAUCAGUUUGGGUCAAAGCCACACCUCUGGACCAAACCAUUUGGAGGAAAGGUGGGUCUAAUCUGCCUAGAUGCUGCAAGGUCAUGAGCGAGGUCAUCGACCUUCAGAGGCCAACGCCAAUCUCACCAACCGUCCAGACAGAGAGCCAUGGCAUCGAGACUGCCCAGAAAAAAAGGGAAAACAGACAGUUUGUAAAGUAAAACUCUGUACAGCGCACUCUUCGCAAAAAUUUAGCUAAAAUAAAAAAGAACAUUAAUAUACAUACUAUAUACACCCAAAAGCUUUAUCGCUGCAAAGCCAACCGCACUGCAUGUAACGCAUGCGAUUUUUAGUGUAGACACUGCAAAGUUCAGGAUAUCAGGAAACGGAAAAAGCGAUUGAAUGGAUACAUAUACUUGCUAUGCCAUUUUGUAACACUUAUUUUUUUAUAUGAAUACAUUUUCAUCGUUUUUUGCAUGGUUUGCAUGAUAAUGCACCAUUGGAGGGGUGACGGUUGGAGGGUGAUAAUGGAACCAAAAGUCUCCUGUCUCUUUGUUUUGUAUGUGUGAUGAGUAUGUGUGGAUGAGUGUGUGAGAAAGGUUGUGAAUGAGAGAGAGAAAGAGGGACUUGGGUAACAAAACACUGGUUAGUUGCUGGCAGUCGUGUUUCACCACUUUUUGCUUUUCUCACGUUGUGCUGUAAAACCUCCGAGGAUCAGUUCUGUCCCAAACCAGAACUUCUGAUCCCAUCACUUUGUCUUCACACCACUGUGAUCUUGAGUUGUAUGUCACCACGUUAUGCAUACAAACUUUCCAGUUCAAAAGAAGUUAAAAAGUUAACAGAAUUUGAAACACUAAAUCUCUGCUGCUUUGUUGGCACAUGAAUUCAGGGAUAUAAACCACCUGUGUGUCUGCAUCUGACUUCAGUUUAUCACUGCUUAAAGAGAAUAUUACCUGGUGAUCAAAUGAUUUACAUUUGUUAAAGCAAAAGACAGUCGUUAAAACACUAAUAGGUACCUACAUAGAGGAAAACGUUUUAAAUUAAACACUGAUUAUUUUACUUUAUUACACAGUGUUUUACAUGCCAAACUCCACCACCUGGCACCUGAGUACAAUAACACAACCAUUAAAAAAAAUCUGCGUUUAAACAUAUAGUUCAAAAUUGGCCCAAAACAGCUCAAAUUGUAAUACUGCAGAUAAACUGUUGAAGUUGUUGCAUGAUGCAUACAAAGCCAAGGUCUCACUUAAAGUUUGUUGUCAAAAGUAAAGGGUAACUUUGGUAUGUUUUUGGCCUGGACCCUAUUUUCCCAUGUGUUUGUGUCUAAGUGACAAAUGGGAACAGACAUUUUUUAAAUUGGUCUAGUAUUGAGGAGAGCGCAGGAGACUGCUGUGGCAAACUGGCAGCAAUGUAACCACUUGGGGCAGUUGUGCAUUGUCAAUUUACGUCCAAUAAAAAUACUUGUUUUGGCUAGCGACAGGCUCAGAUUGUUAUUUGAAGUGUCUGACAACAUUAUAGAAACGAUCCCUGCAGAGACAGACCUUUUUGUUACAGAGUAAGAUUUUUGUUUAUCCAGAAACAGCCCCAAAAGCACCAUUGCCCAACCCACCAGACUCUAUUUAAAUAAAUAUUAAUUUAAUCAUCGUACAACACACUUCAUUUGAAGUCUUUAGAAAGUAAUAAAAUCACAAAAGCUGUCUUGGUUCUUCUUUACAUUGUUCCAACAAUCACCAACUGUGGUUUGGUUGAAAUAAACCCGUAAUUCACCCAGUUAGAUGUGAACAUAUGCUGGUUCUGUACAUGUUAAAAUUACUGUUUAUUUAAAUGGAGUCUGGUGGGUUUGGCAGUGGUGAUUUCAGGGCUGUUUCUGAUCUGUCUCUGUAAAGAUCUUUUCCAUAAUGUUAACAGACACAAUCUGAACCUGUCAGUAGCAGUAACAGGCACUUUUAAGCCCCUUACCCACUGGACAAAAAACUCACCAACACCUGCUCUCUACUGAUUUUUAAUCUGUUGUCUGGCCCAUCCGUGACAUUGAACGUGACACACAAGAAGAAAUUAAAAAUAAAACAGAAAGGUGUACUUGUCUACUGUAGAGCCGUGUAUAUGGCUCUGGUUUAUUAUCAGUGGGAAAGUAGUUUAUGGCCUGUACGGGGUUUCCCGCAUUUACAAAACCUGCACACAUGGGCUAAUUUUGGUGGGAAAAAAGGGUAUUAAUGGGUGUUAAGUGACAGUGCGCAAUUUCCCCAAGUGAUUACAUUGCAGCCUGUUUUGUGGCUGCCGACUACAGCGCUGUUGCUCGGUUCUGGACCAGUUUAAAAAAUAGUUUCUCUAAUUAGUCUCUACAAAAAAAAAAAAAAAGGUCCACGUUGAAACAUACCAAAGUUUACCGUUAAGAGCUUAAAUAUCAGAAUAAUGACAAAAAAAGGUCAAACUUUAGAUGGAAUUUCUACAGCAAAGGUCGUCCACUCAUCUAAGAGAGCUGGAAUAAAUGUGUCCAUGAGCCAGUGUUUACAACACAGCUCAACAUCUCCAAAGAUCAGCAUCAGAUGCCGAAAAUCAGUUAUAGACGUUUGAUUAUAAACAGAAUCUGUUUACAAAACUGACUUCACGUACUUUUCUGUCCAAUAACAAAUCUUUAUAAUAAUGCAGCUUAAAAACACUCAUCUUCAUAAUGUGCUUUUUUAUCGAAAUUUCUUCACAACAAACACAAAUUACUGUAUCGUCCACGGCUGCACUGCGAGCAACUCAAAUGUCCAGUUAUGAACACAAACUCACGCUGUAAGCAACAACACCACAUACUGAAAAGACUGGGGAGACGUGUAGAAAUACCAGUAAGCUAUUGGCUGACGAGGCAGAGCUUUCUGAUGAUAGACGCUGAAACGAGACGAGUCUGAGCAUCACAAAAAGAGCUUUACAGCAGAUCACAUAUAGGCCUAAACAGCAUUUACUACUUUAGAUUUAGAGCCACAAUGAUACUGAAUGUAAUAUUUGACAACCAACUAUAUCUACACACGGAUUAUUACACAGUUAUAGCAUGUUACAGCACCUUCAGAGUCCGAUUUUAAGAGGGGCCUCCACACCGGGCUUCUACAGUGGUUUACGGGAACCUGCUCAGAGUGCAGUCACAUCUGCUGUGUGUUUAGUUUAAUCAUCAGGAAAGUGGAGUUUUGUACUGGUUUGUCUAAGUUAAAGCCAGAGGUCUGCAACAGUAAGUUAAAUGGUCAUUCAGCCAACAACAACCGGAGAAAAACACAGUGAUGAGUACAAACCAGUCGUGUUGCAACGUCUUUAAACUGCUGUUCGUGUCCUUUGUGAAACCAAAAGACAGCGCUGAGUUAUUUUAACUUAGAAACUUGCGUCAGAUUUGUAACGCAAGUUAACUUACGUAUGUAACUUAAAGGAAUACUUUGCCCUCAGAAUGACCUCUAGUAUUUCAGUUUCUCUGUACAUAACCUUGAAUUAAUGAAAAAAAUGUCUUUCUCGCAUGCCUGCACAACCUGGUCUCACUCCAAAGUCUCGUCGAAUACUGGAGCUUGGGCAGUGGCUACGUCAGACACCAAUGAAAAAAAGUCCUUUCACGUCAGCAUGAUAUGCAGCCGGUCGCCUUUAUUGUGUAACAGCACCUGGCGGCUUCAGGGGGAAAUGCAGCAACACAAAGAUGUGAGUUAAGGGGGCGAAAGUCAGAGUAGGGCAGGUGGGAGGGGCGGUGGAUUGAACCAACAACCACCGGCUUUAACCCAGGAGGCUGGCAUUUGCUUCCCGUGUGAUUGUAAAGCCUAAUCCUGUUCGUUUUUUACCUAAACCCAAUCCAAGUUUCAACAACAAAUGUGCAUGGUAACAUUUUAGCCAACAUAUGCACGUGGUAUGGUUUAGGCAACAAAAGCACAUGGUUAGGUGUAGGAAAGAAGAACAGGGUCGUGGUUGUUGGACCUAUCCACUUUUGUCCCCUAACUUGCAUUGCUGUCUGGCUGCGUUUCCCCCAAACACUGCCAGGCACCAUUACAGAAUAAGGGCAACAUCAUGCUGACUUGAGGACGGCUUUUUCCACAGUGUCUGACGCCAGAAGUCACUGAAGACGCGGUGGUAUUUGAAUACUUUGGAAUGAGACCGGGUUGAUAAAUGAGACUUGGAUUAUACUGCACAAGUUGUGUGAGAGUUUGUAAACAGAUUUUCUGAUAAAGUUUUGCUGCUGUUAAACGCGGUCCCCAGUGACUUCAGGUCAUGAAGAAUGUUUGCCUUUUUUGGAUUCUUCGUUCACCAUGGAGGCAUACAAAAAAAAAAUGAAUUCAACAACCUAUUCUGUCAUUUAGGUAUGAGGAAGCAUUGAGUGCUCCUUCAAAAUAGAUGUUGGUUUGUAAGAGGAAAUCUUAAAUGACCCAGCAUCAUUUAAGUGGGAUAACACACAACAAGAUGUCCUGAUUUACAAAUAUAACCAGAGGAGGCGGUGACGAAGAAUGUUGACACUAGCUAUCUUUCCAUCCAAAAGUGAUUCGAAUCAUUGGGAAAUGCGCAUUAAAAGAAAUACGAAUCCUGUGUGUUUCCAUUAAAUGUACGGACUUUGGUGAAAACUACGAACUCGCGCGAGUUUUCCGCAGAACCGGAAACAAAACAAGUCUCGCAUUCUUCUUCUUCUACGUUUUCUGGCGGUUGGCAACCAGCUUGUAAAUGCAUUAUCGCCUUCCCGACGCGGAGUGUGGAUAUCACCAUGGAGAGAGGUGUGCUACGUCAGACUUAAUUCGAACAUAACUGUUUCCAUCCCCUGUUUUGCGAAUCAACAUUUUUUCAACUCAACCAAAACCCGGCUAAAGUGAACGUAUUUUAGUUUGUGCGAAUCAGGGGAUUUUAAUUCAAAUUUUGGCAUUUCCAUCAUAAUUUUCCGAUGCGAUACUUCUAGAUGCGCAUCUAAACAGGCUGAUGGAAACAUGGCUACUGUUCUUUUGUAUUUCAGGACAUACUGUAAAUUAUCACCUUCUUUUAUUAUCACCCCAACUUAUCACAGGCAAAGAGAGAAACUGUUCAAACCAAGCAGAAAACUCCGGUGCUACAAAUAAAGCCAAAAACUGCAGUUCGCUGACUGUCCACUUGAGGCCGGCUCCUGGGGCCAGUCGAUCCCCACAGACCCUCCAUGUUAAAAUGCCCAAUUUUACAGCAGAAAUAAACAUGUUUAGAGCCUGGUCCCAAACAAUGGUUUUGGUCUCUAUACCUUCUUUUGUUUUAUUAAAGUUAAAGCAAAAUUAAGGGCGGGCCAGUUUGUGCAAUAGGCUGUGCCGAUAGUGUCCUCCAUUAGUGGUUCUCGACUGGUGGGUCACAGUCCAAAAGUGGGUUGCAGGUUCAUUCUGAAUGGACGGCAAGUGACGCGCAAAUGUGUCAAGAUCGUAAAAAUCACACUUUAUUUUUUAUUACAGUGAAUUUCCAACACGGAGGUUUUCCUACUGAGUGAGUGACUAACGGACAGCCACUUGACAGAGACAGCAAACUAGCUCGACGUCAUGGCCAAGUGUGAUGCUGAAUGUAUAAAACUGAGGAAGGUACGACUAACAUGAAAUCUGGACACGUAGCUGGACGAGUUGGGAACAACCGUCCUUGGUGGCGACGGCCAAAAUUCCAAACUUGAGGCAUCAAAACAGGAGUCCACAAACCAUUGGGUGACGUCACGCUAGCUACGUCCACAAUUUUACAGUCAGAGGUUGAAACCGUCCAAGAGAUCAUUGGGUCAUGGUUACGUGCAGUUGCCUUUAGGGCUAAUGUAAAAGUAUUGUGUUAAAUGAUUUAACAGGAUACUUUACCCAUGGCUGCGGCUGGUGAUCGUUGCCCUGUAAUGGUGCCUGCUGAAUGGGUUCUACCACAAAGAACAAUGCAGAGCGGUUUGAUAAAACAUCUCAAUUUAAUCACAAAUUUACCUGACUUUAUCUGAAUUGUCUGAAUGUGGCAAACUCCACCCGCCUUGUGCAUCAAGUAGGUUUAAACAAGCACUCAGAUUGAAGCCCAGUGUGGACGCAGCUACAGUCUGUGAGAUGAACGAGGUGAACCAACACGUAUUAUAAUUAUUAUCUAUUUAUCUUAUUGUAUUACAGUUACUAUUACUUACCUUCUGCUACUGAAGCCCAUUCAAUUAUAUAUUAUAAAAAUCAAUUAUCUUGCAAUGCGGACACAAAUUGUCACCACAUAUAGAUAUAACAUGAUGAUAUAUCCCUGUAGACAUUCAUUCAUCGUGCCUCUGAAGCAAGAAACAUCACUCAGAAUGGCUCCACAUCGUCAUUCUGUAUUUAGUGUUUCAGUGCCACUCCAUCUCACCACACACCAAACACACCACACAGGAUUUUAUGAAUGUGAACUCUGUUUCCUUCCGUAGUGAUCUGUCUUUUUUUAAAACUAGCACACCGUGCAGUCUUGCUUUUGUAAAAUGCUGUUUUGUAGCUUGAUGAUGCUUUUGGCUCAUUCACUGAACAUGAUUUCAGCUGCACAGAAAUGUAAAGGUUGCAAUGUUUCACUUCUCGUUUGUUUCUUUUAUUUUAUAUCAAAUCAAUGUUUAACUGUUGCGUCCGUUCACAGCGGAGUUGCUCGUGUUUUAACGUCAGAAAGAACUCACUCUCCGAACUCAUUGAACACCAGUGUUUUUGUUGCCUCGCACAUCAAGUUCCAUUUACAGGAAAAUACAAAAUUGCUUCCAGUUGGAAUUUAAACUCUUAUUGCUUCCUUUCUAAAUUAACAUGCAUGUAUCAGUUUGAGAACAUCAAUGGAAAUAACAAUACAGCAGCAUUGGUAUAUUUGUAUUUACACCGGCAAAUUACUGUUAAAUUUAACAUUCUAUAUUGUGAAUUGUUAAAACUUUACAAAUUGUCUUCCAAGACACCAAGAUACACUGGGAAAAAGUGAUGCUAGCAAACACUGAAAAUGUUUUUCAAUUAUAAUUUAUUACUCAAAUAAACCUGAAGUUUUUCUCCUCGGGAAUUCAGACGCUAUUAAUGAGUUGAUGUGCACAAUAAAUAAAUAUUUUUAAUCUGCCAUUGGUGUUACAUUAUUUUACUUGUUUUCAGUUAACUUGAUAAAUUGAUUUUUGUUUCUUGUCUGGAAAUUCCUUCCAAUAAUGUAAAAUUUUGGAGAAGAAAAAGAUGGAAAAUGAGAAUAAAUUUCUUUUUAAUUUUGUUUUAUUUUAUUUGCAGUUUGCAGUGUGCACAAAUUAUUCCCUCAAUAUUUCAAGUAUUCCAAGUGCUAGCAUUACUUUUUACAGUGUGAAAAUGAUUCCAGUUUUAUUUAAUUUCCUGUCCAAUUUCCUGGAUUUUGUAAAUGAAAUUACAUUUUGUGUGUUAUGGGCAAAUAAUCCCAACAUUUUACUGUGUUAUUUUCUUGUGAAGGCUCUGUACGAGUUGCGAGCACACGUUACUCCACUGUCUGUUUUUGCAAACAUUCUCCAGUGACGACCUCAUAUCAAACCUCUCCACUAGAUCAUCACCCUGUCACAACACUUCAUUAUAAUAAUAUUUCUGGCUUUUGAGGAGUUUAGACUGUUGGUCAGAGAAUAUGAAAGGUUUAAUGGACUGCAUUUAUUAGGUGUCUUUCUAGUCUUAGCGACGGCUCAAAGCACCUUGUGACACAGACACGAUUCAACCAUUCACACACAGGUGGUCGUGGCUACCACACAUCUGCUCAUCAGAUAAACAUAGAUAUUCACAAACCAAUGCUGCAGCCAUCAGGAGGAAUUUUGGGUUCAGUAUCUUGACAAACGACACUCCGACAUGUAGACUGUAAGGGCCAGGGUUCAAUCAACCGACUAUCUGAUUGGUCCGCUCGACCUCCUGAGUCACAGCCACCCCUGCUUCAGUAGUUCUGACAGUAACAACCAUAAUAUACAACAAAAAUACUGACUUUUCUCCUCUAGUAAGUUUUUGUCAUUUGUCCAGGCCGCGAAAAUAUGUGCUUGACUUUCUUUAGUUCUUUCCUUCUGUUGUUUGGUGCUGAGCAGGCAGCACACACUGUAUUUAUGAGAGUCUGUUUCUUUAAAGUAUUGCUGAUGGCCAUAUAGAGGGAUAGAUGAGAUCCAAAGGGAUUCAGUUGUGAAGUCUUUGUGCAGCCGGAGAACCAACAUCAGUAGCUAGUUUGUUUUGUUAUCAAGCUAACGUUAGCUAAUGUGCUAGAGUUACAGUUCCAGAGAAACCCAGUAUUCCUCUUAAAGGGAUAGUGCACCCAAAAAUGAAAAUUCAGCCAUUAUCUACUCACCCAUAUGCCGAGGGAGGCUCAGGUGAAGUUUUAGAGUCCUCACAUCACUUGCGGAGAUCCAAGGGGAGAGGAGUUAGCAACACAACUCCACCUAAUGGAGGCUGACGGCGCCCCAGAUUCAAACGUCCAAAAACACAUAAUUGAAACCACAAAAUAUCUCUAUACUGCUCGUCCGUAGUGAUCCAAGUGUCCUGAAGCCCCGACAGAAAAAGUUGUUUGGAAAAACGUCAUUUGAACUCUGUUUUUAGCCUCAUUGUAGCCUGUAGCUCUGACUGCCUCUCUGGGCGUGAGACAUGGGCCUUUGGUCUUAUCACAUUUAACCAUAGUUGUCUUUGUUUUUGUUGACGGGCAGUGGCGGCUGGUUUUGAGCCAUGACUCCUUCUAUUCUGGCUCCCAAUAACACAACAAGACAGACACAUUUUUAAAACUCCUAUGUAGCCUACAGCCCUGGUGGCAACUUGUGUUUUGCCUCCAGCUAAUAAAAUGAUGUCAUUGUGACAUCAGAUUCAUUAUUUUGACUGAAGUGUUUUCCUACUUAUAGACUAGUCCACUGGUCUAAGUUUAAACUUUGUCAGGGAAAUUAGUGGUGAGGAACAUCCAUGAUCACAAACUUUGUUUGCAAGACAUUAUUUUCUGCAGUAAUUCAAAAUCAAAUGGAAAAAUCCCAUUGGCUUUUUUGUCGAGGGAAUCAAGGCGAUGCUAAAUUGCAGAUCAGAGGUAGAGCAGGUCGUCCACCAAUUGGAGGAUAAGGGAUUCGAUCCCCGGCUCCUCCAGUCUGCAUGUCUGAGACAGAGAUACUGAACCCUAAGUUGCUCCCGAUGGCUGUUCCAUCAGUGUGUGAGUGUGUUUAAAAAAACAACAACUGAGUAGCAGGUGGCACCUUGUAUGGUAGCCUUGGCCACCAAUGUAUGUGUGUGUGAAUGGGUGAAUGUGUAAAAAAAAAAAAAAAGCCCUUUGAGUGGUGGGAUGAGUAGAAAGGUGCCAUACAAAUGCAGGUUCAUUUACCAUUUAUCAUCUAUACUGCCUGGAUAAAAUUUAACAGGCUGUUACUAGUGUUCACUUGUACAUCUGACACCAAACUGCCUUUGGUUCCAACUCAGUCAGGUGACCAACAGAUAAAACUGACAAAGUCAAUGUAGCCCUUUACACUACAUUGUAAUCUGAUUCUGUGCACUGAUCCCUGAGCACGUACGCUCACUUAUUCCCUCCACUUUUCCUUGUGAAUCAAUACUUUGUCUCCUAGAUCUGCUGGAGGGGUUUUAAUCAACCGAUGAGGUCACUGAAGAGUUGAAGCAUUUACAGUCCUGCUCCAGUAAUUACUGUACUGAUCAUUUUAUCCUCUUACUCUUCUGAAUCAGCUGUGUGUCUGAUAGACUGGUAUGUUUCGUUAAGAUGUCAGAAAAGGAUCAAGAGUGACUCAAAUGUCUAUGUGAUAACUUCAAUGAUGCCCAUUCCCAUCAGCAUUGAUAACAGUUGGCCGUGCACAGGCAAAUUAGGGUUAUCAGUUUGUACACAAUUAAAUAGAAAACAGCAAAGAAUACUGUACAAACAUGACUGACACUUUAGAGAUUCUUGUGUCACCCUUCAGAUUCAACUCCGUGGGCAUCAGUAAGUGACGAUGAAUUCCAUCUUGUUUAACUGUUCAUUCGACAAUCAGCAUUUUGCUGUUUUUCUUUUCACUGACAUGUCUUUGGUCUUUUUGCAAAAGAAUCUACUUUAACCAGUCAUGCAGGAGUUUGUUCUCUCGUUUAAAAAUCCUUAUAUGCCAUUUUAGCAUUUUACUACUAGUCAGUUUGGACCACAAAAAGUGCAGUAAAUUCAGACAGAAAUAUUCAAAUGACAAAUUUUUAUUGGAUUAUCUUUUGAAUUGAUGAACAAUAUUGUCCCCAGUGGUGCCUGGUGUUAAUUUUCUCCCUUGAUUUGGUAAGUUGGUCUCGUCCAAGACGUUCUCAUACCAACUCGUCAAAUACUGCCGCUUUUUCAGUGGGCCUAAAAAAUAUGACGCGCUGGAUACUCUCUUGCAUCUCUCUUGCCGUACCCAAAUUUGUCUAUAUCCCACAUAUUUUUAAAGGCUGCUUUGAUGAGAGGAGUCAACAAGGAAAUAGUGCUCUUGUAAGGAGGCAGGUUGUGGUAGUAGAUGAGUCACAAAAACGUUCCCCAGUGAACUUUAGACUUUGAUUCAUUUUAACGCACAUCUUCACCACGUUUCUUGUCAUAAACCUAACCACAGUAACUUUACUUGCCUCUGUAAGUUAACGUUAAUUACGUGACUGUACAUUAAGGGCAUGAUGUCAUUCCUGGGGCACUAAUUCGUAGGAUAUCAUAUGAACUGUUGGGUCUGCAGUUCCAUGGGAUAUCACACGUGCCGUUGUGUGAGAAUUCAUUGGUCUGUUUUGGACGUUCAGGGACGACGUCUUAAUUUACGGCUGUUACAUGAAUUUGUGUCCUUUCAAAAUAAACUUCUGUUUUCACAGGAAAUGUACAGUUUCUGCUUGGUGUAUACAAAUGGUCUUUUUUAAAGUAAACUUAACAACAAAGGUUAAACACUUUGUUUCCUUAGGUUUAGCCAACUGAAUUGCGUGGUUACAUUUAAGCAACAAAAGCAUGUGGUUAGGUUUAGAAAAAAAACAUAAUGGUUUGGCUUUAAAUUCACACAGGAAACCAAAAGCCACCACCCCUCUCGCCCACCCUAUGUGGACUUUUUGUUAAAUUACAGUAGCUGCCAGCAGCGUUACAAACUUACGCCACCUAGUGCGUAUCAUACUGCCAAGAAGGGUGCCUCUGUGCGUCUGCGUCUUGCGUUUACGUCCACUGACAAAGUGGCGUCAUUUGACAAAUUGGGUUCUUCCCUCCUGCCUCUGAAACUGAUGCACCCAGUGUGUAUCAUACUGCCACGAAAGGGUGUCUUUGUGUUGAUGUCUGAAGCUGACAUCACUGACAAAGCGGCAGUAUUUUAUGAGUUGGGAAUGAGAACGUGCUGAAAUGUCACUGCUACAGUUCUAAACGUCUUCUUAAAUAAAGUACUCCCUAAUUUGGUUGUGGCGCCCAAAUGAGCCCCUAAUCCUGCUUUUUUCUUUUUGUUUAUUGGUGUUGUUUGAAACAUGUACAAACUACACUGAGUUUCAGUGACAUUUUGAUGUUCUGGCACAGUGAUUGGACACUGCAUUGUAAUCAGGGAGUUUAUCUUGAUGACUUCAAAGAACAGUUUACCACAAUGACAAUGUUUAGUUAAUUUCACAGAGGACACACUGGUUUAACGUUGUACUUGUUGUAGCAGUCAUUCACACUUAUUCACACUAACACUUAUCCUUCAGCAGUCUUGCAGGAAAUUCUCUUCUGAAUGUAGAAACAACACUCAAGAAGCUCGAAAACGCAGCAGUUUAGUGAACCUGCAGGGAUAAUAACGUACAAAAGGCUGAAUACGCAUAACAUUAAUUUUAAUCCUACAUACAGUGUAACAUGUUGGUUCUGUUGUUUUUUUAUGAAAUGGAAAUCCUUCCCCUGUCUCUCAAAGCCAGAAUCUGGUCCUUGUAUGAAGCAUGUAUGUACUUAAAAUAAGCGUUUUCCACACAUUUCUGCCCUCUUACAUGUGAAUCUCAAUGCGUGCGUCAACUUCCAUGUGUGUCAUUUAUGUUUUCGACUCUUUGUGAGUGACCUCGUCUGUAUGUGCAUCGAUUCUGAAUGAAAAGGAGCACUUUAUGGCAUCCGUGUAGUCAAGAGGGCAACAGUGCUUGCUGUGAUUCUUCUGUUCAGUAUGGUUGUACUCACUGUAACUGCAUACCAAGCAAUGCACUGAACCACACAUUCUACAUAACCUGUAAUUUUAUGGACAUCUUAAUUGCUACGAAUUAUUUGUGCCUUGGCCUUUUACAGUAUGGUUCUUUUCAAUGUAUUUUUUAUUUAUUUUUUAUUCCGAUCAUGCUUUUCUUGCUAUGGCUGUCAAACUGCAGCACAAAGCUGAUGUAACAUCUGUGUGGAUGGCUGCAUUUACACGGACAAAAAAACAACAACUAUGAAAUGUUUACAUUUUACCAUACAUACAUGAUCUUUAGACUUAUUAUAAGACAGAACAAAUGUGGAGAUCCAUGGGAGAACUUGGCUGUAGGCAAAUAGUCUUUGCACAGACUUUGUCUGUGUGUAGAAGGUGUCUGAUAUCUGGGCGUGGCGAGUCUGUAGAUCCAUUCACGGUCAAAUUCAGUUCCAAAAUGCUAGCUAGCUGUAGUAACUUGUACGUUUACGUGACAUCAGAGAAAAUCGAUUUAUUGUGUCAGUCUGACUAAAACCGACUUUUCAGAUACAUCUAAACAUGUUAGUCUGACUGAAUCGUACUAAAUUGAAUUUAUCAAAGUCGGACUAACACACCCAGACAAUGCGAAUGGGAGUCAGAAAAUACAAUAUGAUUUCAUAGCGAGCUGAAGUCCUGUUGUCACUUUGGGCUAGCUGCUCUAUACAGUGGUGUUACCUAACAAAACAAGUGCGCUGGACUUUAAAGCCAAUAGAGUGGUGAAGGAAUGAAUCCCAAAUGCAAAAUUAGUUUGAUUUCAGCACUCCUUGUUCCCUUUUGAAGCCUUUGAGUGUCUUAAAAAAGGCGGUUGCUAACAGGUCGCUAAAUGAAACGACAGAAGGUCAUAACACCAAACACAGCUUUACAGCCUUGUUCUGGUGACGACAUUAAGUCAUGUGAUUUUAGUGUAGUUUGUUUAUAGCCUUACGUAAUGGAAGUUAGCCUGCUCUAGUGCACCUGCUCUAUGGGCCCAACAAUGAGGAAGAUCCAAGUAUUUUUACACCGGCAUGUCAAACCUUUUGGCUUCACGCACCACGGAGAAGCUUUCAUUGGGAUAAUCGGAGCUCCACUUCCAACGCUGUAUCCAGUUCUCUUUAUACAUCCAUGAAUGGAACAACUAGCUUUUGUAACUCUGUGAAUUUGAGUUUCUGUCACCAGGCUUUCAUGAAAAGUGUCUAGUUUAGCACUUGUUAUAAACUUCCACUUGUGUCAGUGUGUGCAUUAACAGUUUCUCCCUUUUCCAUUGUCCACCCCACCUUUUUUAACUUCAAGGCUUUAGUCAACUGCUAAACAAAAUGUUUGGCCCUCCAGUCCAUUUUCAUAGUUCGCUAUUAGACUUGUGUUGGACUUUCAAGAUGGUGACAUUUAACCCAAAUCUCUCAAGCAAAUGUUUUUAUUUGCAUCAUCACAAAUGUCAGAUGUUGAAUGAGGUUUUCUACGUCUGGAACAAAACACAGUUCUCUAUAGGAAAAAUGUGCCAAAUGCUACAAAGCUGAGGACAGUGUAUAACCGUAACUUCAACUGGCCAAAAACCUGCACAACAUUAAAAACAGCACAAAAUUAGCUGCACAGUUUCUAUAAAUGUUUUAUUGAUGGCUCAGUACAGAAGGACCUGUGGAGCUCCUCUGUGGCCUCCUACAGGGCAGGAUUCAUUUCACAACAAGAUGUGAAGGAAAAUAUCAAGAGAACGAUGUUCAAAAUCAAAUCUGCUGUUUCUUGUGUAAAUGCAGCCAUCACACUUUGAGUAACAAACUCUCUCUAAACACAGAGAGUGGAUAUUACAGACAGCUUUGUGUGAGUUCACUGACAGCAGCUUUUUUGGGGUCAGAAAAAAAAAGUUUUGAUGUUCUUAGGUUUCAUUUAAGGGAAGUUUGGACAACUUUACACUAGUGGCCUUCAGAGCUGUGCAUCAUUUUUCUCAUUCCAGUUUGAAAAAAAACAAAAACUUGCCAUUUCUAUUCUGUAUUAGACCACUUUGAAUAUUUUGUUUUGAUGAUAUAAUAUGCAAAUGUAUUCUUACUUGAUUUUUUUAUUUUUUGUCUUUU
Molecule: messenger RNA, 16919 nt
Organism: Epinephelus moara (kelp grouper)
Lineage: Eukaryota; Metazoa; Chordata; Actinopteri; Perciformes; Serranidae
Gene: kcnq3
Product: potassium voltage-gated channel, KQT-like subfamily, member 3
Exons: 16
Coding region: 299-2821 (840 amino acids)
Biological process (GO): potassium ion transport; transmembrane transport
Cellular component (GO): membrane
Molecular function (GO): voltage-gated potassium channel activity
Source: RefSeq, a predicted model, not a curated record